This is a messenger RNA of Prunus armeniaca (apricot), 189 nucleotides long. The record is from the annotation of a GenBank genome assembly. Lineage: Eukaryota; Viridiplantae; Streptophyta; Magnoliopsida; Rosales; Rosaceae.
AUGUCACCUUUCUACCUGCGCACCAGCAAGCUUCGUCUGUCUUCAUUUCAUUUGAAAAGGAAAAAGGACACGACCCACCCGCCCUGGCGCCCGGACCCGCCCGGGAAGGCUAGAUCUUCCAGGCCGCCUAGGCGCCGCCUAGAUCCUCCCAGCCGCCUAGGCGCCUCUAGAUCCUCCAAGGCCGUCUAG